Messenger RNA from Panicum virgatum (switchgrass), 1233 nucleotides. RefSeq lists its product as uncharacterized. Lineage: Eukaryota; Viridiplantae; Streptophyta; Magnoliopsida; Poales; Poaceae. The transcript has 5 exons. Bases 88 to 1068 code for a protein of 326 amino acids. The record is from RefSeq and is a predicted model, not a curated record.
CCCUUCCUCUCCGAGACUCCGACCCGACCGAAUCAAAAAGUAGCCGUUGGCCGCUCCCCUCCCGCAGUUUGCUCGCGUCCCAUUCCCAUGGACUCCGCCACCCUGGCGCUCGCCAGCCCCGCCUCCGAUGACCGGCGGUUCUGGCACAGCCUCCGCACCCGCGUCGACACCAUCCUCGAGGAUCGCCGCGUGCUCCCACCACCCGCCGCCGCCGCCACGCGCGGGGUGGAGUCCGAGCGGGGGAAGCGCUUCCGGGAGGACUCGCUGAUGCUCGUCCGUGGCCUGGACUCCGUGGCCGCGUCGCUGGCGCAGCUCUCCGACACCCUCACCGCCGCGCAGAAGGGAGUGAGUGCUCUGGCCACGUGCUCUUCUCAGGCGAGGGAAUGCGAGCGCAUCGCCGGCGUAGAUGAGGAGGAGGAGGAGGAGGAGCCAAAGGCAAAGCGGUUGUGUGGCAAUUCGUUGGAGGCCGCGGGCCUGGAUGGCGAUUCUCCAGUCGCAGUCGACGCCGGAAAGGAAGCGGCUGCUGGUUCUGAUGUGGAGGAAACCGCGGGCGUCAAAGUGCGGCAGGGGACGGGGGGUGUGCAGGCCUCCGCGGAGGUCGCGCAGAGCACUAACUUGAAGCGGGCCAGAAAUCUGGCUGUUUCAAUGGCAAGUAGAGCAGCUGCGCUCGCAAGGGAGCUCAAGAACAUCAAAUCGGAGCUGCACUUCAUGCAGGAGAGGUGCGGUUUGCACGAGGAGGAGAACAAGAGACUCAGAGAAGGAUAUGACAACGGAGCUGCCCCUGAAGAAGAUGAUCUGGUGAGACUGCAAUUGGAGGCUCUACUUGCAGAGAAGUCGCGGUUGGCGCAGGAGAACGCCAACCUGACGAGGGAGAACCAGAGCCUGAUGCAGCUGGUGGAGUACCACCAGUUGACCUCCCAGGAUCUGGAUGACUCCUACGAGGAUGUUAUGCAGGGGAUGCGGCUUGACUUCUCGUCGCCGCUGGGGAAGAUCAGCGACGACGAAGAAGGCGAGUAUGACGGAGUCCCGGUCACCCCAGCUGAGGUGCCGAGCUCCCCGGAAGAGUAGACAAAUGAUUUUUUUGGAAUAAGAUGGGUUUUCCAAUGGCGGAAUCAGCAGUCUUCCAUUAUAACUGCUUUUGUAUGUGCUCCUAACUGACCACUCUUGGUGGUGGUUUUGAUUUUCUCGACUGAAUAAUAUUUUAUUCCAUUCUAUAUACAUUUUACAUCAUUA